This is a messenger RNA of Brassica oleracea var. oleracea, 663 nucleotides long. RefSeq names its product zinc finger protein ZAT12-like. Lineage: Eukaryota; Viridiplantae; Streptophyta; Magnoliopsida; Brassicales; Brassicaceae. Gene Ontology annotation, biological process: response to chitin; response to stress. Bases 65 to 517 code for a protein of 150 amino acids. The transcript has a single exon. The record is from RefSeq and is a predicted model, not a curated record.
UAUUUUUCAUUUCUCACCCGAAUCAAACACAGAAGGAGAUUUGUCUAGAGAAUCAUCAAAACAAAUGGAAAAGGAAAGAGAGAUGGAGAUGAUCAACAAGAUGGCAAGCUGCUUGAUUUUUCUAUCAAAGGCUCACCAACACGACACCAAAGGCCGCGUUUUCGCGUGCAAGACAUGCAACAAGGAGUUCUCGUCGUUCCAAGCCUUGGGAGGCCACCGAGCAAGCCACCGCAGAUCGGCCGCGCUUGAAGGCCACGCACCACCUUCUCCCAAAAGAGUCAAACCGGUGAAACACGAGUGUCCCAUAUGUGGUGCCGAGUUCGCCGUAGGGCAGGCCCUGGGUGGGCACAUGAGGAAGCAUAGAGGAGGAGGAGCUAGCCGGAGUUUAGCGCCAGCGCCGGUGACGAUGAAAAAAACUGGCGGCGGUAACGCAAAGAGGGUUUUGUGUUUGGAUUUGAACUUAACGCCGGUAGAGAAUGAAGAUUUGAAGCUGGAGCUUGGGAGGUUGAUUUUCUAAAUUUAAAAUUUCUUCUUCUUGUGUGCGUAUAGUAAGGUUAUUUUAUUUUAGGACUCCAGUAAUUUUUGUAUGAAGAACUUUAUGGUACUGUUAUGUAUAGUUACAUAUAUACAGGUCUAUCUCAGUAAUAAUCUCUAUGUUGAAUA